AUGGCAGUUGCAGAAAAGUCCAAUUGGCCCUUGCGGUCUUGGUCACGGCCAUCUUUUCUUCCUUGUGUCUCACGACGACACUUCCGUUUACUCGUAAUAAGCGCGUUUGCUUGUUUGAGUCUCACAGUCUAUCUAUCAGUACUCCAUCUUCGAUCCGGUCCUCGAACUUGGAGUGUGGAGACAAUUGUCCACCACAAAGACACUACCAAAGCACAUAAGUCACCAUAUCCUCUGGUGCCGUUCCCUGAUUCACCACUAAAAACGAAUCACGAGUCAAUCGUCAAACAGGAGAGGCAGCCGUGGUUGGCAGCCGUAAUCUGUGCCGCCCAGGAUGUGGAACGACGAAUGUUGAUACGAACGACGUGGAUGCGAUUGUUUCAACAUGUCCCCUUUGACGCACGCUUUGUCGUGUCGAACCCGGGACCGGGCUGGAAUGAGACGAUACGGUUCGAAAACCAGACGUUUGGAGACAUGAUUGUCCUCGAUCACAUUCCCGAAGACGAUGUUACCGCGAACACGAUCAAGACGCUCGAGUUUUACAAAUGGCUUAUAAACGGAGGCCAACGAUACGAGUUUAUAACCAAAUUGGAUACCGACCUGUGGAUGAAUGCGCCUGCGUUCUGGGAUCGGUAUCUUCUCCCACGCAUGUCCAACGAAACGGGACGUCUUACCGCUGCCGUGAGCAAAACCAUCAUAGGUCAGCUCUUCUAUUCGGACACGGGAUAUAACACAUUUGCUCAUGGAUCCAUGUACACGGUGACAUGGGACAUGAUGCAGCUGCUGGUUUCCCUUCAGGAGCGAUUCAACGUUGUAACUGGAGAAGACGCAGCCGUGGGAAUCCUAAUGCACAAAGGACAAGAGAUGGCCAACUUCGUCAAUCUGCACGGCGAAGAGAAGUUUGAUUACGACGACGGCGACUCCAGGGGAGAUGGUACGGCGUGGGCGAGAACCGAUUCACACCCCGAUGCGAUAUCGCACGCUCUAUACUCGGACGAAGUCAUUGCGGUUCAUAUGCUCAAGCAAAAGAAGCUGUGGAUGAAAGUCGCCGAUUGCUUCGACCAAGAAGGGGUAAAAACGAUACCGCCACCUCCAGAGUAUGAACGAAGACCGCCCUUCCGUGUCCGUUGGAAAGACUUUUUAUAUUCGACGGGCUUGGCAAAUCCGUACGAGACCAUGUUCGACACGAUUCCCCGCGAGUUCUUCGUCCACAAGCAUGGUAAUUGGGUGUGCGACGGCAUUUGGAACCUCGGACAAUCGAAAAUGGGCUUCCAAUAG
Pochonia chlamydosporia 170 is the source of this 1275-nucleotide messenger RNA. Its product is annotated as beta 1,3-galactosyltransferase polypeptide 1. NCBI's taxonomy places the organism in Eukaryota, Fungi, Ascomycota, Sordariomycetes, Hypocreales, Clavicipitaceae. Gene Ontology annotation, cellular component: membrane. Gene Ontology annotation, molecular function: hexosyltransferase activity. The record is from RefSeq and is a predicted model, not a curated record. The coding region runs from base 1 to 1275 and encodes 424 amino acids. The transcript has a single exon.